Molecule: messenger RNA, 4879 nt
Organism: Sturnus vulgaris (Common starling)
Lineage: Eukaryota; Metazoa; Chordata; Aves; Passeriformes; Sturnidae
Gene: SMC4
Product: structural maintenance of chromosomes 4
Biological process (GO): mitotic chromosome condensation
Cellular component (GO): condensin complex; chromosome
Molecular function (GO): ATP binding; ATP hydrolysis activity; protein binding
Source: RefSeq, a predicted model, not a curated record
CUUUCUCAUGUCUGUUUUUCUGCGAGCUCACUUCGCCACUUGCUGCGAUUUCAACUCUUUGGGGAGAGUUUCGCUCCUCACUCGUCUUUUCUUCCCAUCGGGUGCUUCACCCGUUUGGGGAGCAGUGCUCAAGUGCCAGCUGAUGGCUUUUGUAAUGCUCGUCCUUGCUCAGAUCACUUUAACAUCCCAGCUAGAUAAAGGUAUUUCGUUUUUGCUUUCUCUCUGAAAUGCUGAAUGCUGACAGGAGGGGUUGUGUUGUAUUUUUUGAGCGGGGUGUGUUGAUUUACAUUAUUUAAGAGUCAAGUCUUUGCUAUAAUCACGCAGGGCUUUUGUUUCUCUAUCUGUUUAUCAAUCUCUCUAUAUCCAUACAAAUAUUUAGCACGGAUUAUUGAAAGUAAAACGAAUGUCAGGUCUGAAAUAUAACGAGUUCUUCCAGGAGAAUAGAGACAUGUGGCUCUUGGGCUUGUUAUUCAAUGUGUCUUUAACUCCUUUGCCCCCAGCACCACGGUGGCUUUCAGGGGAAAAGUCACAGCCCUGAACGAGUUGGCAGCAGGUAGAUCCGUGCUGUUAAUACAGAUUAAGCUCAGCCCCUCGUUUUGGGAGUGAUGUAUCUUAAAACAUACCGUUAUGAAGCUGACUUCGAUAUUUUGUUUCAAAUUCGUAUUUUUAUCUUGUAAAUACCUCCAGUCUUAGGUUUCUAAAUGAGUGGAGCAUCUGGGCAGAGGUGUAGGUGAAUUCCUUGCGGGGUUGUAGCUCGGUGCUGGGAUCACGGGGUUCUCUUGUUUGUGUUAGCCAAGGAGAUAGAGCCCUUCAGUUGUUUGAUUGCUUGGAAUGGAAGGGGAGCAGCCAACAGGGACCGUGCCAGGCAAGUGCACCAAAAGCUCCUCUGCAGCCCAUGGGAAGGGCAGGAAGCCCUUGGAGGAGUCCUCCAUGGACGUGGAAGAGGAAAACGAAGGCACCAGGGAACCUGACAAAGAACCUCCCCAAGCCUCAGAUGAGGUGGUGGAUAAUCGAAGUUUAGAAGAGAUUUUGGGUAGCAUCCCUCCUCCCCCACCUCCAGCAAUGACCAGUGAACCUGGUGCUCCUCGGCUCAUGAUCACUCACAUUGUAAACCAGAACUUCAAAUCCUAUGCAGGGGAGCAAACUCUGGGACCUUUUCACAAGCGUUUUUCAUGUAUUAUCGGGCCAAAUGGCAGUGGCAAAUCCAAUAUCAUCGAUUCCUUGCUUUUUGUCUUCGGUUAUCGAGCUCAAAAAAUCCGAUCCAAAAAACUCUCGGUGCUGAUCCAUAAUUCUGAUGAGCACAAGGACAUCCAGAGCUGCUCUGUGGAAGUUCACUUCCAAAAAAUCACUGACAAGGAAGGAGAUGAUUAUGAAGUCAUUCCUGACAGCAAAUUCUGUGUCUCCAGAACUGCCUAUAGAGACAAUUCCUCCACCUACUACAUCAACGGCAAGAAAAAGACUUUCAGAGAUGUUGGGAUGCUCCUCCGAAGCCAUGGCAUUGAUCUGGAUCAUAACAGGUUCUUAAUUUUACAGGGGGAGGUGGAGCAGAUUGCCAUGAUGAAGCCCAAGGGGCAGACUGAGCACGACGAGGGGAUGUUGGAAUACCUGGAGGAUCUGAUCGGAUCCGCGCGCCUCAAGGAGCCCAUCCAGACCCUGUGCCGCAGAGUGGAGCUGCUCAACGAGCACAGGGGGGAGAAGUUAAAUCGAGUUAAAAUGGUGGAGAAAGAAAAAGAUGCCUUGGAAGAGGACAAGAAUAAAGCCAUUGAGUUCCUUUGCUUGGAAAAUCAAAUAUUUAAGGAAAAGAAUAAAAUCUGUCAGUAUUACAUCCAUGACCUAAAGAAACGAAUAAAUGACCUGGAAGUGCAGAAGGAAAAAAUUAAUGAAGAAACUAAAAAUGUUAAUGAGAAAAGCAGUAAACUUGCAGAGGAAACAAAAACCAAGAAUAAAGCUUUGAAAGAUCUUGAGAAGAAAUUCAAUAAAAUUACGAAAUUCAUAGAGGAAAAUAAAGAAAAAUUCACUCAGUUGGAUUUGCAGGAUGUGAAAGUGAGGGAGAAUCUCAAACAUGCCAAGAGCAAAGCUAAAAAACUGGAGAAGCAGCAUCAAAAGGACAAGGAAAAGGUGGAGGAGCUGAAGAACGUCCCCUCCACGAGCACCAAAGCCAUCGAGGAGGCCACAGCCAAGAGGGAACUGCUGGCAAAGGCCAAGGACAAGGAGGAGACCAAGCUCAGGCAGGUCCUGGCCAGCCUGCAGGAGGAGACCAAGGGAAUUCAGAAGGAAAAAGAGGGCAAGGAGAAGGAGCUGAUGGAGUUCAGCAGGGAGGUGACCGAGACCCGCUCCAACAUGGAGAUAGCACAGGCAGAGCUGGAGCUCUACCUGAGCAAGUACAACUCUGCUGUGGCUCAGCUCAGCCAGGCCCAGGAGGCCCUGGGCAGCACCUCCAACACCCUGAAGGAAAGGAAAGCUUCCAUCAAAGACAUUGCUGGGAAAUUACCCCAGGCUGAGCAGCAGCUCAGGGAGAAAGAGAAAGCUCUGGAGAAGUUGGAAAGGGAAGAAUGUGGGACCAAGGAUCUCAUGAGAAACCUGCGCCGAAAAGUGGAAGAAGCCAAAAGUUCUUUGGCACAAAGUCGCAGCCGAGGAAAAGUGCUCGAGGCUCUGCUCCAGCAGAAGAAAUGUGGGAAUAUUCCUGGGCUCUAUGGAAGGCUGGGAGACCUGGGAGCCAUCGAUGACAAGUAUGACGUGGCCAUUUCCUCGUCCUGUGGAGCCCUGGAUCACAUUGUUGUGGACACCAUUGACACUGCCCAGGCCUGUGUGAACUUCCUGAAGGCUGGAGGGAUUGGAGUUGCCACCUUUAUAGCCCUGGACAAGAUGGCUGUGUGGGAAAAGAAAAUGCAGAAAAUCCCAACUCCUGAGAAUAUCCCACGGCUCUUUGACCUGGUGAAGGUGCAGGACCCCAAGGUUCGCUUGGCCUUCUACUUCGCUCUCAGGGACACUCUGGUGGCCAAAAACCUGGAAGAAGCCACCAGGAUAGCAUUCCAAAAGGAGAAAAGGUGGAGGGUGGUAACCCUGCAGGGACAAAUCAUCGAGGUGUCAGGAACCAUGACUGGUGGGGGAGGAAAAGUCAUGAAGGGCAGAAUGGGCUCCUCAGUCGUGAUGGAUAUCUCAGAAGAAGAGAUCAGCAAGAUGGAAUCCCAGCUGCAGAGGGAUUCCCAAAGAGCUGUGCAGCGUGAGGAGGAGAAAUCCCAACUUGAGGAAGCCAUAAGGAAACUGCAACAGGACAUUCAGGAAAUGAGGAACACCUCUGAGAAAUACACAGCCAGUAUCCAGGGUUUUUCUGAACAAGAAAUUAAUCUGAAAAACCAAAUCAAGGAACUCGAAGCCAACGUCGCUGCUGCUACUCCAGAUAAAGCCAAGCAGAAGGAGUUGGAAAAAGUCCUUAGUGGUUAUAAAAAAGAUUACCAGCGUGUGGCUGAGAAGGCUGGCAAGAUGGAGGAGGAGGUGAAACGCCUGCACCAGCUCAUCAUGGACACCAACAACCAGAAACUGAAGGCUCAGCAGGACAAAAUUGAUAAGAUUGACAAGGAAAUGGAUGAAUGCUCCUCAGCCAUCACCAAGGCUCAGGUGGCAGCCAGGACUGCAGACAGGAACCUGAAGAAAUCCGAGGAGGCUCUGCAACGCAUGGAGAAGGAGAUGGAAGAAAAUGAGAAGGAGAUGAAAAAACUGACAGCAGAGCUGACAGCCCUGGAGGACAAAGCCACCGAGGUGAUGAACGAGUGCAGGCAGGCUGAGGAAGCUUUGCCAGCAGUGCAGGAGGAGCAGAAGAAAUUACUCCAGGAGAUGAAAACUAUUCAGGAUGCUGAACAUGCCCUUCAAAGUGAAGCUCUGAGCAUCAAGCUGAAAAUGGAACAAAUCGACAGCCACAUCUCCACCCACCAGGGAAAGGUUAAAUACUGGCAAAAGGAGCUCUCCAAGUUAUCCCUGCACGCCAUCGAGGGCGAGGCCCCCGAGGAGCUGCGGCUGCUGAGCCAGGAGGAGCUGGAGGCGCUGCAGGAGCCCGAUGUGCUCAGCAAGAAAAUCGCGCUGCUGGAGGCGGAGCGCCACCAGCUCCGCCCCAACCUGGGAGCCAUCGCCGAGUACAAGAAGAAGGAAGAGCUGUACCUGCAGCACGUGGGAGAGCUGGACAACAUCACCAGCGAGAGGGACAAAUUCAGAGAGGCCUUUGAAGAGCUCAGGAAACAGAGGCUGAAUGAAUUCAUGGCAGGAUUUAAUGUCAUCACCAACAAGCUGAAGGAGAACUACCAGAUGCUCACGCUGGGAGGGGAUGCUGAGCUGGAGCUUGUGGACAGUCUGGAUCCCUUCUCAGAGGGAAUCAUGUUCAGUGUCCGGCCUCCCAAGAAAAGCUGGAAGAAAAUCUUCAACCUGUCAGGAGGAGAGAAGACCCUGAGCUCCCUGGCCCUGGUGUUUGCCCUUCACCACUACAAACCCACCCCCCUGUAUUUCAUGGAUGAGAUCGACGCUGCCCUCGACUUCAAAAACGUCUCCAUCGUGGCAUUUUACAUCUAUGAACAAACCAAAAACGCCCAGUUCAUCAUCAUCUCCCUGAGGAACAACAUGUUUGAGAUUGCAGACAGAUUAAUUGGGAUUUAUAAAACCCAGAACACCACCAAAAGUGUGGCCACCAACCCCAAAAUCCUGGCUGUGAAAGGACUGGAGGAAAUUGCCCUCCCUGGGUGCAGUGCAGCCCAAAAAUAGGGAGGAAGCAACUUCCAGCCCCAUGGCUGCUGUUCACUUUUAUCUGCUCUCAUUUUGUAUUGUGGACUUUGUUUUGUAAAUUUUGAAUAAAUUUUGUAAAAUAUUAUAUUAAUAUAAACCCAGCCUCAAA